This is a messenger RNA of Kickxella alabastrina, 1882 nucleotides long. RefSeq lists its product as uncharacterized. The record is from RefSeq and is a predicted model, not a curated record. The coding region runs from base 384 to 1829 and encodes 481 amino acids. Lineage: Eukaryota; Fungi; Kickxellomycota; Kickxellomycetes; Kickxellales; Kickxellaceae. The transcript has a single exon. Gene Ontology annotation, biological process: microtubule-based movement.
AAACACUUAGUCAUACAGUGGAAUUUGGCGGUAUGACGCUUCGCUCUUUCUCAUUCGCUUUCUCCUUCACUGCGAAGCACGUGUUGACCAGCUGCCGCUAAAGCUGGUUGAUGAAUGCCAAAUUACUUGGCAGCUCUCUGCUUAUUUAAUUUUUUGGAUCCAGGCGAUCUUGAUGACACGCACGCAAGACAAAAAUUGGAAAAUUGGACCAGAAGCAACUUCAAGCUCAAAUGACAAGCCUUCACGUAUCAUCUACUUGUCUGGGGUCUCACUAUUAUUUUCUCGAUUUCUCAUUUCGUUUCAAUUAAAUUCCAGUCCAAUUAAUCACUCUCUUUUCUCCAUUUCUUUCCUCCUGCUUGCUUGCAUUUCUAAGCUUUCUAAACAUGUACGCUGGAACCAAUCUGGGCUCGCUGGGCGGCACCAGCGGUGGCAGCAGCAGCGCCAGCGGAGGAGUGCGGCGAACACUGGGCUCUCUGAGCUCGGGUAUAAGCGCGUCGCUUUUGUACGGUACUUCGGCAGAAGAGAAGGUGGUCCUAGACAUUGGGUCGUACACCUUGCGAGCGGGGUUCUCAGGCGACAACUCGCCGCUGCACACAACAGAGCUCUUCAGCAAAUUCACCAUUGUCGGGCCGACGAAAAGACUCGCCGGCAGAUCUCGCGGGCUGUUUGACAGCCGCAUAGGUAGCGAGGAGGUGCUAGAGGCGCUGCUGCUCGAGCAAGUGCGCGAAGUCUACCGGCGCCACCUCCUUAUAGACUCAAAGUCGCGCAAGGUUGCGGUGGUCGAGGGCGCACUGCUGCCGGUGCAGGUGAAGCGGGCUCUGACGCGGGUGCUGAUGGGGAACUUGCGAGUGCCUCAAGUGACGUUCUACCCGAGCUCGGUAGUGGCUCUGAUGACAUGUGGCGCCAUGGCCGGGCUGGUAGUUGACUGCGGGCAUCGCAGCACAACCGUCAUGCCCGUAUAUGACUGCCGGCCGCUGACGACAUACAUGGUAUCGACACCGAUGGGCGGCAACACACUUUUCAAGAACCUGCGCGAGCUGCUACUACGGUUUGGGCGGUUCCGGCCGUUUAGUGCAAAUGAGGCUGGCAGCAUUGCGGUUGACGACGAUGUUCUCAGCGACGAGAUUGUGCAUCUUUUAAAGACAAAGCUGCUAUACGCGUCGCCGGUGGGCAUUCCCCAGAGCUUUGGCCGGCCGCCGACAGAGCUGGGCGUCGGGCUCGUGGGCGAUGACUUGGUCGGGUGGUUUGAGUCUAGCAUGACUGCCAGUAGCGAGUUUACACGGAUGACCGUUGAUUCGAGCAAGCAUGGUCGCGGCGUGCUUGAGUUCCCCAGUUGGAUCCGCGAGCGCGCGGCCGAAGUGCUGUUUGCCGGCGAUGCGACGCAGGACCACCAGGGCAUUGUUGAGUCGCUGGCCCGGUGCAUCGGGCGAGCACCGGUCGACACGCGCAGAGCAUUGGUGAGCAAGAUACUUGUUGUUGGCGGGGUCGCUGACAUGCCCAAUCUGCGAGUGCGGCUCUUGCAUGAUCUCGUUUCGCGUCUGCGCCAAAACCCCAAGUGGUCUGCGCUGGCCGAUAUCGCCGCGCUGGCCGAGGAGCGCAUUGGCUCCGAGUCCCACAGCAGUAGUGUUAAUAGCAGCAACAGCAAUAUCAGCAAAGGUCGAAGCGUUGGCUCUGGGCCGUCGCCAUCGGCUGCCAAUGGUACGGCUUUUGCGUCGUCUAAUAGAUGCUGGAUCGGUGCGUCGCUGGCGGCUGCCGCCAAGAUUGGUGGCAUAGACAUCAAGGCCGAAGAGUUCGACGGCGUCAACCUGCCCGACUGGACAAUUCAGUGACAAUUGUUUUACUAAUUAUUAUUGAAUAAACAAAAACACAAGUUAAUAAUUGU